AUGCUUGGUUGCGAGUCGUUUGCUCUUCUUUUUGAUGACAUCGAGUGUGAAAUGAACGAAACGGAUAGAGAAUGCUUUAGUUCUUUUGUUUCCGCUCAGGUUGCCGUCACCAACGAGGUCUACGAGUAUCUAGGACGCCCCCAGUUUUUCUUUUGCCCAACAGAAUAUUGUGAAAGCAGAGCAGUGCCAUCACUAGAACAUUCUGAAUAUCUAGCGACAUUAGGAGAAGAGCUAAUCAGUGAUGUACAUAUUCUAUGGACAGGUCCCCGCGUUAUUUCUCGAAAUAUCACUGUUGAACAUAUUCGAAAUGUUUCCAAAAUCCUUCGUCGUCGUCCGCUUAUUUGGGACAACCUUCAUGCGAAUGACUACGAUCAGAAACGAGUUUUCAUGGGUGAAUUUUCAGGUCGACCAGUUGCCCUCAAAAAAGAGACUGCAGGGAUAUUGAUGAAUCCAAGCUGCAAAUACGAGUUGAACUUCGUCCCGUUGCUCACAUUCGCCGACUGGAACGCAAGCAAUGACGACUGUUUGUUGAUUGGUCCAAAAAAUAACGGCGAAGAAAAAUGCGUGUCUGAUACAGGUGAUGAUAGUUGUGUUCCUUCACGAAUCUACGAUCCUUCGCAAUCUCUACAGAAAGCUGUUGCGUUAUGGACUGAAGAGUUUAACUGUGUCAGUAACCAUCCUGUUCCCCCACUUUCGCGCUCUGAAAGCAAGGUGGAAACGACGUGUAGCACAGGAGAUGCUGCGGUCAUGCACGAGCUGAACUCCAUUAUCUCAAGAAUCAGCCACGCAACUGGAAGAAAUCUUAAAAUCAGUCGUAAUUCCUUCGCGAUUGAUGAAGAACCUACAAGUCAAUUCCUUAACUGCCGAUUAUGGUGA
This is a messenger RNA of Cooperia oncophora, 876 nucleotides long. Lineage: Eukaryota; Metazoa; Nematoda; Chromadorea; Rhabditida; Trichostrongylidae. The record is from the annotation of a GenBank genome assembly.